This is a messenger RNA of Triplophysa dalaica, 1393 nucleotides long. RefSeq names its product sphingosine 1-phosphate receptor 3. The transcript is spliced from 2 exons. The coding region runs from base 357 to 1391 and encodes 344 amino acids. Gene Ontology annotation, biological process: G protein-coupled receptor signaling pathway. NCBI's taxonomy places the organism in Eukaryota, Metazoa, Chordata, Actinopteri, Cypriniformes, Nemacheilidae. Gene Ontology annotation, cellular component: membrane. Gene Ontology annotation, molecular function: sphingosine-1-phosphate receptor activity. The record is from RefSeq and is a predicted model, not a curated record.
CCGUGAAUGCGCAGCUCUGUUUUACGCGCAAAGCGCACCAUCACUUUCCCGUUGUGUACUGAUCCGAAACUGUUCUGUAUGUACUGUACCGAUGUGUCUGAACACCAGGACAUGCGGGAAUAAACAUGGAAACGUAGGAGCUCUUGCUUUUAAAACAAGACACGAAUGGGGUACUGUGGAGACAGACUGCGGUUCAAGAUAUCUGAUGGGAGAUGUGUGCCACCAGCAAGACCGUCUUGACCAGUGACCCUUAAGACGACCAGUGCAUCCACUCACCCAUCUGAAGUUCACCCACGGCCCUCGACUCAUCCAUCCAGCUUCACUUUCACAUCAUCUCCCUCACAAGAGUCGCUAGAAUGUCAAAUUCAAACAUCUUUAUCCAUUACAAUUACACCGGCAGGCUGAACAAUCGGAACACCAGUCCUAUGGACCCAAAAACGGCCGUGUUUUUGGUCAUCUGCAGCCUUAUUGUUUUGGAGAACCUGAUCGUAUUGGUGGCCAUUUGGAAGAACCAUAAAUUUCACAACCGCAUGUAUUUUUUCAUCGCUAACAUGGCUCUGUGCGACCUGCUGGCCGGUGUGGCCUACAUAGUCAAUCUUCUGAUGUCAGGCCAUCACACGUGGCACCUGUCCCUGACCCAGUGGUUUGUGCGUGAAGGGAGCAUGUUCGUAGCUCUUGGCGCCUCCAUCUUCAGCCUCCUGGCGAUCGCUAUCGAGCGACACCUCACCAUGAUAAAAAUGAGGCCGUACGACGCCAACAAAAACUACAGGGUGUUUCUGUUAAUAGGGACGUGUUGGUUGAUCGCCAUCACCCUCGGAGCUCUGCCCAUUUUGGGCUGGAAUUGUCUGGGAAACCUUCCGGAGUGCUCCACCAUCUUACCGCUCUACAGCAGAAACUAUGUUGCGUUCUGCAUCACCGUUUUCAUUUCUCUGCUGUUGGCCAUGUCCGUGCUGUACGCCCGGAUUUACAUCCUGGUCAAGAGCAGCAGCCGCAAAGUCACCAAGCACAGCAACUCUGAGCGCUCCAUGGCCCUCCUCCGUACCGUGUGCAUCGUGGUGGGUGUCUUCAUCAUCUGCUGGAUGCCCGUCUUCACGCUCCUCCUUAUCGACGUGGCCUGCGGACACAAGAGUUGCCCCAUCCUCCUUAAAGCCGAUUGGUUCAUUGCCCUGGCCGUUCUGAAUUCCGCCAUGAAUCCGGUGAUUUACACACUAGCCAGUAGAGAAAUGCGUCGGGCGUUUUAUAAGCUGGUGUGCGGCUGUGUGGUGGACGACGGUGCGACGGGGUGUAAACAGAACACGGACCCCAGCAGAAGCAAGACCAGUUCAAACUGCCAAAGAGCGGCUGAACAAGACGAGCCAGAAAACCAACCGGUCAGCGCCAACAAGAGUUAAAG